Scomber scombrus (Atlantic mackerel) is the source of this 4055-nucleotide messenger RNA. RefSeq names its product apoptosis resistant E3 ubiquitin protein ligase 1 (gene arel1). Gene Ontology annotation, biological process: proteasome-mediated ubiquitin-dependent protein catabolic process; negative regulation of apoptotic process; positive regulation of protein catabolic process. The record is from RefSeq and is a predicted model, not a curated record. The transcript has 22 exons. Gene Ontology annotation, molecular function: ubiquitin-protein transferase activity. Lineage: Eukaryota; Metazoa; Chordata; Actinopteri; Scombriformes; Scombridae. Bases 133 to 3195 code for a protein of 1020 amino acids.
CGGUUGUUAAGCUAAUGCCUAGAGACGAAGGUAGAUACUGCACGGGAUUAAAGGAGACUUGACUUGCCCCUUAUGAGUGGCAGUUUUCCUGUGAGCACAGAGGGGUCUGAGUGAAGGCUGAAAGAUGGUCUGAUGGACCGCCGCUUCUUCCUGACCUUCCUCUUCUGUUCUGUGUCGUGGAUCUUCUUCUGGGAAGUGCGCUGGAAGAAAGGCAAAGAAAGUCAGAUUGAGGAAUGGAUCCAAGGACAUAGCCUUUCUCAAUACAGACACUUAUUUGAAGAUGUACACACACUGGAGGAACUAAGCCUGAGUGUACUGAGUCGUCUGGAAGAGGUGGUGAAGGAACAGCAGCGCUGGAGGGAAAUUGCUGAGGCCCACAUCCAGCUGCUCCGAGACUUUGCCUUCCAGGAGUGGCUUUGUUCCCAGAACCUAGAGCACUAUUACCAUACACUGAAGACUUUGGGUUGUAUGAAUCUCGAUGACCUUUCUCAGUUUGACUAUCAACUGCAGCUCACGUUAGCUGCCUGGGGAUACUACUACGAAGAUUAUAUAAAGCUGUCUACAGGCAUCAAGAUUCUCCAGACGUCCAGGGGGAGUCGUGACCAGGACUACGAGAUCCGGCUGGUGCACAGCCUUGCUGAGAGGCGUCUGAAUGAGAAGUGGUCAAUUGCUGGAGCUCUCAUAUUUGGCUGUACUGUGGCGCUGUGCUUCUUGAUAAGGGACCUCAUGUUUUACGUGAUUGGUGGAAUUACUGUUUCCAUCAUAGCGUUUGUCUUCACAAUCAAGUUCCUCUGUGAGCUUGCGGCAAGGGUGGUCAGCUUCUUGCAGAAUGAGGAUCCAGGGCGACGCGGCGACCGCAGCAUCUACGACUAUGUCCGGGGCAACUACCUGGACCCACGUUCCUGCAAGGUGUCUUGGGAUUGGAAGGAACCGCAGGAAGUGGGGCAGACUAUGAGCUUCAGAGUCCAACUGUUCUAUAAGAAUGGCCAGCCUUUUCCAGCCCACCGGCCCGUGGGAUUGAGGGUCAACAUCACCCACAUUGAACUGGCUCUGGACAUCCCUGUUACACAGGAGGUUUUACAAGAACCAGAGUCUAACGUAGUCAAAGUGGCCUUCACAGUACGCAAGGCCGGACGCUAUGAGGUUGCUGUCAAGCUGGGUGGUCUCAAUGUGGCGUACAGCCCUUACUACAAGAUUUUCCAGCCAGGUACAGUUGUCCCAUCCAAAACCAAGAUAGCCUAUCAUUUCUCUACCCUGGUGUUAACAAAUGGCCAGCAGCAUACUCUACAGAUUGAGCCCAGGGAUGAAUACGGAAACCCCACCAGUAACUCCACAUCUCUCACAGAUGAGGCAAACUACAGUGUCCAUGUGCACUCUCUGGGCACAGUGGAUGAUGACAGUCUGGAAGGGUGUUACAGUAAGUCAGUUUCACUCAACAAGCAGCAGUGCCAGGUUCUGCUGAGACUGACGCUGAGGAGGACUGGCUGUUUCAGGGCCCGCAUCUCCUACAAAGACCAGCCGCUCAGCAACGGGGAAUUUGACAUUAUUGUUCUCAAUGAGAAUGAGAAGGCCUGCGUGGAGAAGAAUGUGUCCACUCCAGGCAUCAGCAUCUACUUUGAAGCGUACCUUUACAGCAAUGGGAACUACAGCAGUUCCUCGUGGCAAUUACCAUCCUCCUCUUUAAUGGCUCCUCAGAGGAGGCCCUCCAUGGGAGAGGAGGACGAUGAGCAUGACUCUCCUGUGGAGGGACAACCUGAGAAAGUCAAGAAACCCAAAAAGGUGUAUUGUUACAUAUCGCCAAAGCAACUAUCCGUGAAGGAGUUCUACCUGAAAAUCAUUCCGUGGCGCCUUUUUACCUUUCGUGUGUGUCCAGGAACGAAGUUUACCUAUCAUGGUCCUGACCCUGUGCAUAAGUACCUAACUUUAGUGGUGGAUGAUGGAAUACAGCCUCCUGUGGAGCUCAGUUGCAAAGACAGGAACAUCAUGGCUGCCACCUUCAUCCGCUUCCUGCACAAAAACAUUGGAGGCUCUGAAACGUUCCAAGACAAGGUGAACUUCUUCCAACGUGAACUCAGGCACAUCCACUCCAAGAGACCUCGCACCAAGACCUGCCUAAAAAUCACUCGACACUCAAUUCUAGAUUCAUCUCUGAAGGCUACAAGGAACUUCUCUGUGUCAGACUGGAGUAAGAACUUUGAGGUGGUGUUUCAGGAUGAGGAAGCUCUGGACUGGGGAGGACCCCGAAGGGAGUGGUUUGAACUGAUUUGCAAGACCCUCUUUGACACCUCCAACCAGCUAUUCACCCGCUUCAGCGACAACAACCAGGGCCUCGUGCACCCAAAUGCUGAACGACCACCCCACUUGCGUCUAAAGAUGUAUGAGUUUGCGGGCCGUGUUGUAGGGAAGUGCCUGUAUGAGUCUGCUCAGGGUGGGUCCUACAAACAGCUGGUCCGAGCUCGCUUUACACGUUCCUUCUUGGCCCAAAUCAUUGGCCUCAGGAUGAACUACAAGUACUUUGAGACGGAUGACCAGGAGUUCUACAAAACUAAAGUCUGCUUCAUCCUAAACAAUGACGUGAGUGAAAUGGACCUGGUGUUUGCCGAGGAGAAGUACAGCAAGUCAGGACAGCUGGAGAAGGUGGUGGAGCUGAUAUCAGGGGGAGCACAGAUCGCUGUUACCAAUGAAAACAAGAUGCAUUAUCUCAACCUGCUGGCCCAGUACAGGCUGGCUAGUCAGGUGAGAGAUGAGGUGGAACAUUUCCUGAAAGGUUUGAACGAACUGGUUCCAGAAAACCUGUUAGCCAUAUUCGAUGAGAACGAGUUGGAGCUGCUGAUGUGUGGUACUGGUGAUAUAAACGUGCAGGACUUCAAGGCCCACGCUGUGAUUGUUGGAGGAUCGUGGCACUUCAGAGAGAAAGUGAUGAAGUGGUUCUGGGCAGUGGUGUCCAGCUUCACCCAGGAAGAGUUGGCUCGUUUGCUUCAGUUCACCACUGGAUCUUCCCAGCUCCCCCCCGGAGGUUUCAACACCCUCUGCCCCUCAUUCCAGAUCAUCGCUGCUCCCACACACAGCACCUUGCCCACCGCACACACCUGUUUUAACCAGCUGUGCCUCCCUACCUAUGACUCCUAUGAGGAGCUACACAAGAUGCUGAAGCUGGCCAUCAGCGAGGGCAGCGAGGGUUUCGGCAUGCUCUGACUCCUCCAUCACCAGCACUGUGUUUCCACUUGUACCAGUCCAGACCAGCACUGCCCACUGCACUGGUUCCCUGCAUUCAUCUGCAUUUACCAGAUGGGCUUCUUGGUAGAGAAAAUACCCAGACUCCCUCUAAGUACUCUGUCAGGAUGAGAGGGUGUUACAGGAAGUCCCAGACAGCCGUGCUGGAAUCGGGACUCAUCAUAUGAACAGUUGUGCUACUGUAUGUACAUAAAAUAUCUCAUUUUGUAAAAAAAAAAAAAAAAAAAAAAAAAAAAAGGAAACCACAAACUACUGAAAAAGUUGAGCUUUUGGCUAAUUUUAUUUCUUAAUGCUGAAGUUUGCUUAGUUUUAUAUGUUAGAAAGACAAAUGGCACUAGAGCAAAGGCCUUGAGUAUUACUGUAUAAACUGCUUCUUUUGCAUUUUGCAAACUGAGGAACACUUAAGUGCAACAGCAGCCUACGUGUGAUGUGGGUGACGUGUGCAUCAACAGCACUUUGGCCUUAAUCGAUCAGGGACUGAUGUGUGUAUGUAAAUAUAUAAUAUCACUCUUUUAUUUCAAUACUUGUACAUAGUAGUGUGUAUACAUAGGUUUUCAUCUUAUUACCUUUUUUUUUUUUUUGGAUUUGACAUCUAAGAAGAAGGGAUCUGAUUUCUUUAUUGAUGCACGUUUUCUGGGUGGAGAGUUUAUAUAAUUUCUAUAAACUUUUUUUCUGUCAGAGAUGAAUGGGUUUUAAAAGAAGCCAAGUAAUUUCUAUUGUUUAUACAUGUUUUUAACUUAUUGUGUCUUGAAGAAAAAAAACAAUUGUGUUGACCCAAUGAAAAUAUGUUUGUCCGGAGCAGUAAAUGUUUUUGUUAUGUU